GUGAUUGGUCAACGCAUCAUCGGGGUCAUCUCUGAUUGGUCGCUAUGAUUUCCGUUGAAUCAUCAGAUCUGGAGGCGUUGUGUUAUUGUCGCUGGUUGUCUUAAAUGCUUAAACUCCAAUAAUUGUUCAUGCUUACCAUCUUGCGCUUAAUGAUAUGAGGAGCUGGAGUUUGAUACACAUAUGGCUGUCUAUGAUGAGGAUAUCCUGAAGAACCCUUUUUACUUGGCUCUGGAAAAACAAAGACCGGACCUCUGCAUUCGGGUGGCACAACUUCAUGGCAUUAUUCUGGUACCUUGUCGUGGAAGUUUACCAGUCAGCUCUUUAACGGCACCUCAGUUUGAUGGAUACGUCCUUCAGCCUGCCGAGCAGGGUUACCAGACACUAGACGGAAAGGAAGUAUCUAUAGAAAAUAACCAGGUCCGACUGGGCGCAGGGUUUCCCAGUCCCACAUCCAUUCCCAUCUUGUUUGAGGAGACUUUCUACAAUGAGAAAGAGCAGGCUUACAGUAUACUCUGUGUCUCACGACCCCUUGACUCGGACCAUAGCCCAGAUGAGGUAAAUUCCGUUUCUGCAACGUACUGCCUGAAGAAUAUCCAGGAUGUGAGAGAAUUUUUGGGCCGCCAUGCUGAGAAACUGGACAAGUUUGUGGACACCUUCUGUCAGUCCUUUAAAGAACAAGAGAGGAAGGGCAUUCGACAUCACAUAGACUCUGUUAAUACUCUCUACACAAAAUGUCUUCAGUGGCUAUUGAAGGACUCUCGUCUGAAGCUCCUGGCAAGACAGGAGAUACAGAUGACCCUCCUCAAACAAGCAGUGGAGAUGUACAUCCAUCAUGGCAUCCAUGAUCUGCUCUUUAGUUACGUUGGGACUCUUGAAGCUAGUCGGGACGCAGCAUUUAACAAAACAACACGAUCGCUACAUGAUCUGCAGCAGAAAGAACUCGGUGUGAAGUCAGAAUUCAGUAUAAAUAUUCCUCGAGCUAAACGAGAGUUGAGUCAGCUGAACGCCUGUACGUCUCCUCAGCAGAAACUAAUGUGCCUCAAGAAGGUUAUUUUAACCAUCAUGAACUCAACCAGGCGCCAUGAUGCAGCUGUGAACGUUGAGGCCAUGUGUGCUGAUGAUCUGCUGUUAGCCAUUCUUUACUUGUUAAUCAAAACCGAGAUUCCUAACUGGAUGGCAAAUCUGAGUUAUAUAAAGAAUUUCCGCUUCUGUAACUCCAGUAAGGAUGAUCUGGGUUACUGUCUUACCUCAUUCGAAGCGGCCGUGGAGUACAUUAGCCAGGGUAACCUCAACCAGAGCACACUGGAAGCAGGAAACAGGUUGUCUUUCAAGAAGAUGGACAUCCUCUCUCAGAAUGCUGUUACACCUAUAGACCACCUGUUUGAGCACAUUGUGAGCGGUAAUGAGGGAGAGGUCCAGCGGUUGCUGUCUGAGAAUGAGAACGAGGAUGAUGGGAGGCAAAUGUGUCACCCGCUCUGCUCAUGUGACUCUUGUGACCUCCGUACCUCAGGGAGGUUAAACGACCCAUCCAUAAUCACUCCAUUCUCUCGUGAUGACAGAGGUUACACUCCCCUCCAUGUCGCUGCUAUUUGUGGACAGUCUGCGCUGAUCGACCUUCUGGUCUCAAAGGGAGCCGUGGUAAACAGCACCGAUUAUCACGGCCUCACACCGCUGCACCUCUCCUGUCAGAAGGGUUUUCAGGGAGUCACGCUGCUGCUGUUAGAUUAUAAGGCGAACACAGACGCUCAGGACAACAAUGGCAACACUCCGCUACACCUGGCCUGCAUGUACGGUCAUGAAGAUUGUGUGAAGGCGCUGGUGUACUUCGACUUGCACGUGUGUCGGUUGAAUGUCCAGAAUGAUAAGGGAGACACGCCGCUCCACAUCGCAGCUCGCUGGGGUUAUGAGAGCAUCAUGGAAGUGCUUCUGGAAAACGGAGCGUCGACCCUCAUCCAUAACAAAGCCAAGGAGACUCCACUGCACUGCGCUCUCAACUCAAAGAUUUUGUCGUUGCUGGAGCGCAGACACAAUGACUCCAGUAAAAUGGAAAGUGGAUUUGAGUCUCUUAGUCGAUCUCCACAGCCGUCUGACUGCAGCAGUAGACAUUCAUCUGUGUCCAGCGCGUCGUCACUUAGUGUAGAAACAGCAAUACCAGAAACUGACCGCAUCAGACAUAAAGAGAUAGAGAAGUUGUUAAGAGCAGUGGCAGAUGGAGAUGUGCAGAUGGUACACUAUCUUUUAGAAUGGGUGGAUGAGGAGCCAGAGGAAGUGGUGGUUGACGUUUCAGCUAAAACCGAGCUUUGCCAUCCGCUCUGCCAGUGUCCCAGCUGUGAACCAACACAAAAGAAAACAGCUCGUCUACAGCCGGAUGGUCUUGGUGUAAACAGCAGCAGUGUCGAUGGCUUUACUCCGCUCCACGUGGCAGCGCUGCACGGGCACACAGCUCUGGUAUCUCUACUCACCCGUCACGGUGCCAACAUCAACGCUUGCAACAACCAGAGGUCCACACCACUGCACCUGGCGUGUCAGAAUAGCCACAUGCAGGUGGUGUCUGCCCUGCUGGAGUGUAACGCCAAACUGAAUAAGAAAGAUCAUUAUGGGAACACACCACUGAUUAAUGCCUGUCUAAAGGGAAAUGCUGAGAUCGCCACCAUCUUGCUGGAGAGCGGUGCAUUGGUAAAUCUUGCAAAUAAUCACGGUAACACGGGUCUACAUGAGGCUGUGAGGGGGGGACACGUUCAGCUGGUGGAGCUGCUUUUGCACAGGGGGGCACAGGUGCACAUGCGCAACAAAAGACAGAGAACCGCCCUCGACUGCGCAUACGAGAUGGGUGGAAAGAACACAGAGAUCCAGAGGCUUCUACAGAAAGCCUGUUCUGAUACUGUAGAGUCAAACCUGAACAAAACCAACUCCAUAGGACCAGAGGGGAUUGUGGUACACUCGGAAGUGCAAAAAGGUAAAAGUUGUGAGAGUCCUGACAGUGAGGGUCGAGGGAUAAACAUCACCAAACAAAGAUCUCAGAAAAGGUCUGACAGAGCUAUGAGCACCACAGGCACAAUAGAUCAGACACCACACAGUCAGAGUGAGAGACGGAGACUGACACGAGGAGAAACCAUAGACAGCAUCGGCCUAUACUCUCAUGCGCAGACGCAGCAAGAAUCUACAGGCAUGCAGUCGUCACACGCCAAGACCAAGAGCCUGACCCGCUGCCAUACCAUCAGCCAGGAUCUGACCCAUCGCUCGCUCCAGACCUCUGAACACAUCUCCUCUACAGACCAGAUGGAGACAGAGCUUAAUAAUGGACCUCAGGAGCCCACCGACUCAUGUGACCCCUCCCUCAAACCCUCACAUGACCCUGAACAGGUUAAUGGAGGCUCUGCGUCAGGGCGAGGGGAGGAAAAGAAAAACGUCCUGUACAGAGGAACUGAUCUGGAUUCAGCUUUUACAGAAAUGGACAAUGUUGUCUUGUGAGAGGUGACAAAAGACUUUUAUUGUGUAUUUAAUUGACUAAAUCAUUUGUAAAUCUGGCGCAUAACUGCUCACUGUUCUUUAGCCAAUACAAUAAAGCAUCUAAACUAUAUUAAUAAUAUCCAGUGUUGAAAUGUUUACGCAUGCAAAUCAGAUUUACAGAUUUUAUGGGUCACCACGACUUAAAAUAUUGUUGAAUUUAUUUUUUUAUUUUUUUCUUCAUGUUAACACAAGUUUUUUUGUGUGUAUACUAAUUACACAAUGAAAAAUCGACACAAGCAAUGAAGUGCAUGUUGAUGUGACCCUUAAAGAUAAGAAAAAGUCUGUAAUGAAAUAGUUGCCACUGAUUCAUAUAAAGGGAGAUAUUUUUCUAUGAUUAAGGGACAAAUUAUUUGUAUCCAAGAUUUUUGUAGCGUGUAGAGUUUUAUUUUCAUUAUUCGUCUUGUUCGUUACUGUUCAUUUCUGUUUGCCAUCACAUGAAUCCACCUAUACAUAAACUGCAUUAACAGUAUAUGUAGUGUUACAGUAAUGGUGUUAUUCACAACAAAGAUUGCACAGUCAGUAUUUUACUAUUCACGGAGUUAUUUCUUCAAAUGUUUUUUUUUUUUACUUUUUUGGAUUCAUUCUGUAUUGAGUUCCUCUCCAAAUCCCCAAAUAUAAAAUGUAUAUGUGGUCAACAGUGGUCCUCAGCUGUAAUGCACUUUACUCGCAUGCAACAUUUGUUUGCCUUCAGUCCAACUGUUUGUUUAAUUUUAGUUUAGUGUAAGUAAUGGCAGGUUUGAAUUAAUGCUGGUCAUUGUUAAAUGUCUUCACACAAACUUGUAAUACAGUACUGAAUGUAAAACUGAACUGGUAUGUCUUUAGUUUGACAUGGGAUUGUUGGGAACUAGAGAGCUGUUAUAUUUGUAUAAAUCACUUUUUAGUGUUGUUUUGUGACAAUGCGGUAAAUGUGCCUUAUUUUAUUUGUGCAAAAACCUAUAAUAAACCAUUACGAGAAAACCA
Molecule: messenger RNA, 4470 nt
Organism: Misgurnus anguillicaudatus (oriental weatherfish)
Lineage: Eukaryota; Metazoa; Chordata; Actinopteri; Cypriniformes; Cobitidae
Gene: ankrd27
Product: ankyrin repeat domain 27 (VPS9 domain)
Biological process (GO): early endosome to late endosome transport; neuron projection morphogenesis
Cellular component (GO): early endosome; tubular endosome; plasma membrane
Molecular function (GO): guanyl-nucleotide exchange factor activity; SNARE binding
Source: RefSeq, a predicted model, not a curated record